Messenger RNA from Thrips palmi, 3910 nucleotides. It is a transcript of the gene trp, whose product is annotated as transient receptor potential protein. Gene Ontology annotation, cellular component: cation channel complex; membrane. Gene Ontology annotation, molecular function: inositol 1,4,5 trisphosphate binding; protein binding; store-operated calcium channel activity. The transcript is spliced from 17 exons. The coding region runs from base 151 to 3654 and encodes 1167 amino acids. The record is from RefSeq and is a predicted model, not a curated record. Gene Ontology annotation, biological process: regulation of cytosolic calcium ion concentration; calcium ion transmembrane transport; manganese ion transport. NCBI's taxonomy places the organism in Eukaryota, Metazoa, Arthropoda, Insecta, Thysanoptera, Thripidae.
CGGCGCGCCGGCCGUCGCCGGUCCAACAGCACCAGGGCGACGACGGGGCGCCGCCGUCACCUCACUACAGUAGCCGAGGGGACUGUCCCUUUGGCUCUCCUUUUCCGUGCGGCGUGAGGCGCGCCUAGCGCGGCCAGCCCCGGCCUCACCAUGAUGGCGGGGGAGUCGCGGCAGGACUUGCUGGGCAGCAAGAGCAACGUGGGCUCUUCCACGUCGCAGCAGUCCCUGCAGCCCAUGAGCAGCGAGUUCUCGCUCUCCUCGCUCGAGAAGCGCUUCCUUCUGCUGGCCGAGCGGGGCGACGUCGCCACUGUCAGGAAACUGCUCGAGGAGUACAAAGACAAACCGGAGCAGCUCAACAUCAACUGCGUGGACCCGCUGGACCGGUCCGCGCUCAUCGCCGCCAUCGAGAACGAGAACGCGGAGCUGAUGCGGCUGCUGCUCGAGUUCAACAUCAAAGUCAAGGACGCGCUGCUGCACGCCAUCAAGGAGGAGUACGUGGAGGCCGUGGAGAUGCUGCUCGAGUGGGAGGAGAAGAUCCACGUGCAGGGCCAGCCCUACAGCUGGGAGGCCGUGGACCGGUCCUCGUCCACCUUCACGCCGGACAUCACGCCGCUCAUCCUGGCCGCGCACAUGAACAACUACGAGAUCCUCAAGAUCCUGCUGGACCGAGGGGCCACCCUGCCCAUGCCCCACGACGUGAGGUGCGGCUGCGACGAGUGCAUCUCGUCCAGCUCGCUGGACUCGCUGCGCCACUCGCAGGCGCGCAUCAACGCCUACCGCGCCCUGUCCGCGCCGUCGCUGAUCGCCCUGUCCUCGCGCGACCCCCUGCUCACCUCCUUCGAGCUGUCCUGGGAGCUGCGCCGCCUCGCCAAGAUGGAGGCUGAGUUCCGCGCCGAGUACAACGAGAUGCGAGGUGUCUGCCAGACGUUCGUCACCUCGCUGAUGGACCAGGCGCGCACCUCCAACGAGCUGGAGAUCAUGCUCAACUACAACCCCACGGGGGAGAAUUGGGAGCCCGGCGAGCGGCAGACGCUGGAGCGCCUCAAGCUCGCCAUCAAGUACAAGCAGAAGCAGUUCGUGGCCCACCCCAACGUGCAGCAGCUGCUGGCGGCCAUCUGGUACGACGGGCUGCCCGGCUUCCGCCGGAAGUCCAUGGUGGGCCAGCUCAUCGAGGUGGGCAAGCUGGGCGCCAUGUUCCCCGUGCUGUCCACCAUCUACAUGUUCGCCCCCUACUCGGAGAAGGGCCAGUUCAUGAAGAAGCCCUUCGUCAAGUUCAUCUGCCACUCGGCGUCCUACGCGUUCUUCCUCAUGCUGCUGGCGCUGGCGUCGCAACGGCUCGAGUACCUCGUCAUGGAGUGGUUCGGCCCCGACUGGAUGCAGGAGAUCCUGGCCGACUGGAAGCGACGCGAGAGGGGCUCCCUGCCCGGAAUCGUCGAGUUCGGUGUCAUUUUUUACGUUUUUAGUUUAGUUUGGAACGAAAUGUGCUCCCUCUACCAGGAAGGCCUUUUGGAGUACAUCAGCGAUCUUUGGAACAUCGUAGAUUUUUGUACGAACUGCUUCUACGUGACAUGGAUCUUCCUCAGAGCAGUUUCUUGGUGGCUGGUCAAGGUGGACCUGUGGAAUGGCUUGAACCCUUACUACCCUCGAGAGGCCUGGGAUCCCUUCGACCCCAUGCUGCUGUCCGAGGGCGCAUUCGCAGCCGGGAUGAUUUUCAGUUUUCUCAAGCUGGUGCACAUAUUUAGUGUGAACCCUCACUUGGGGCCGCUGCAAAUCUCCCUCGGCCGAAUGAUCAUCGACAUCAUGAAGUUCUUCUGCAUCUACACGCUGGUCCUGUUCGCCUUUGGCUGCGGCUUGAACCAGCUGCUCUGGUACUACGCGGAGCUGGAGAUGAAGAAGUGCUACCACCUGCCGGACGGCUCGCCGGACUUCGACAACAACGAGAAGGCCUGCGCCAUCUGGCGUCGCUUCGCAAAUCUGUUCGAGACGUCACAAUCCCUGUUCUGGGCCAGCUUCGGCCUCGUGGACCUGAUGGCGUUCGAGCUGCAGGGCAUCAAGAGUUUCACGCGCUUCUGGGCCAUGCUCAUGUUCGGCUCGUACUCCGUCAUCAACAUCAUCGUGCUGCUCAACAUGCUCAUCGCCAUGAUGUCCAACUCGUACCAAAUCAUUUCGGAACGGUCCGACACGGAGUGGAAGUUCGCACGCUCGCACUUGUGGAUGUCGUACUUCGAGGAGGGCGGCACGCUGCCGCCGCCCUUCAACAUGGCCCCUACGCCCAAGUGGAUCAAGAAGACACUGGGCAUGGCGCCGCAGGCGAAGCGCUCCGGCUCCGUCAAGAGCAAGACCCGGGAGCGUUCCCAGGAGCGGCACGACGCCGUGAUGCGGCUGCUGGUGCGGCGCUACGUCACGGCGGAGCAGCGCAAGCGCGACGAGUUCGGCAUCACCGAGGAUGACGUCAUGGAGAUCCGCCAGGACAUCUCCACGCUCCGCUUCGAGCUCAUCGACAUCCUCCGCAACAACGGCAUGAAGACGCCCAACGUGGACUCCAACGAGUCGGGCAUCGCCGGCAAGAAGGGCCGCGUCAUGGAGCGCCGCCUGCUCAAGGACUUCCAGAUCGGCAUGGUGGAGGGCAUCGUGAAGGACGCCAUCUCGAGCGAGAAGGAGCCCAAGGACGUGUUCAGCAAGAUCGCGCGCGCCAUCGGCCGUCGCACGUCCAGCCAGUCCCAGAAGAAGGACUGGAACGCCGUGGUGCGGCGCAGCACCAUCGCCCGCGACCCCAUCGGCUCCACGACCGAGGCCCACGUGCGCCGGUCGCGCCAGUCCCUGCGCCGCUACAUCAUCGAGAACCAGGGCGAGGCGCUGUCCUCCAUGGACCCCGAGCGCCUCGUGGAGUACAACCCCAAGCUGUCGCUCGUCUCGCCCGCGGCGCGGGUCGCCUACGCCAAGUUCAAGAUGAGCAAGAUCAAGCAGGAGUACGACAGCAAGGAGGCGGCGGGCGAGGGCGACGCGUCGUCGCAGGCGGGCGACGCGGCCAAGUCCCCGCCCAAAGCCGCCAAGGGCACGACGUCCCAGCCGCCGUCGCAGCCACCGUCGCAGCCGCCAUCACAGCCGCCGUCGCAGCCGCCGUCACAGCCAGGCUCCAUAAUCCGGCCGCGCCCCAAGAGCUCGCUGCCGGCGCCGUCACAAAUCGGCAGCCUGAAGAAGGACGCCCCCAAGGCCGAGUCCGUGACCGUGGACAUCGAGCCCACGCCCCCGGACGCGGUGGAGGCCCCCACCACCAGCGUCACUGCUCCCCCCGCGGCAGCACCCGCGUCUCCACCCACCGCCCCCGCCACGGCCGCAGAGCCCGCCGCCAAGGACGCCGCCAAGGACACCGCCACGGACACCACCGCCGCCAAGGACACGCUAGGCAAGGCGAGCAGCGUGAAGCAGGACUUCCGGUCCAGGACGCCCAUCCCCGAGGAGGAGGAGGACUCAAAGACGCCCGGCGCCACGCGGCCGCCCACCCCAGCGGUCCCCAGCAGCGACGCCAAGCAGGACGAGAAGAAGGACGCAAAGAAGGAAGAGAAGAAGGACUCACCGGUGCGGACGGCGGGCCCCACCAAGCCCGGGGGCAAGUCCAAGAUCUCCGGACAGGUGCUGACGGGCUGGUUGUGACCGACCACCGCUGCAUCGACCACCGCGACAGACAGACUUGUGGUCGGCUGCACCACGUUAACUUUAACUCGAAUUUUAAGUGUUCACUUAACACACGAAUGUACUCAUCAAUAAAGAAACCUUCACCUGGGUCCCCGGCAAUAAAAACGUGCACUGUAAAUUUUCUCUAAAAUCAGUGUCACAGUGAUGUUUCUUUUUCAUUUUCUCACAUGGUUUGUUAUUCCGUAGAAAUACCAUUAAAAUGUUGUUGAUGGAG